GUCCGCUGUAAAUACGACACAGAUUAAAAGACAGACAGCAACAGGAGUCAGGACACAUUUUUGUCAAGACUUCAUCUUCCCAACUCUUUCCUUCUCUGGAAAAUCAGAUUGAGGGCCAGGGAGCGUCUGUAACAUCUGAGCUCUGGUUAGAUGUGAGAUACGCCGUUCUGGAGCAUCUGAAAGAGUUUAUACCACAGCCUAAAUGAGACUCCGCGGGUCCGCGGGGCACCGGAAGGAGACGGGGGAGUUGUGGGGGGAGGCGCAGGGAGGCCACAGAGGGGCUCCGGUGUUGCGGAGGGGGACAGAGAAGGAGAAAUCGAAAGAGCAGGGGAGACGGGGAGCGAUGGCCACGGGAGAAAUCACGACUCUCCCUGCCUCCCCUGAAGAUGGGGCCAGCGGAGGGUUUCCUACGGGAAACUUCAAGGACCCGAAACGUCUGUACUGCAAAAACGGCGGGUAUUUCCUGAGGAUAAACUCCGACGGCAAGGUGGACGGGAUCCGUGAGAAAAGUGACCCACACAUUCGGCUCCAGUUUCAGGCGACGGCUGUAAGCGAGGUCUUGAUCAAAGGAAUCUGUGCUAACCGUUAUCUGGCCAUGAGCGCUGAAGGACGACUCUUUGGAACGAGAAGACUCACAGAUGAAUGUUAUUUCUUUGAACGCCUGGAGUCGAAUAAUUACAACACAUACAGAUCCCGGAAAUAUCCCGACUGGUACGUGGCUCUAAAGAGAACGGGCCAGUAUAAAUCAGGUUCGAUGACCGGCCCGGGCCAGAAGGCUAUUCUGUUCCUCCCUAUGUCUGCCAAAUGUUGAUCAAGAGAUGCUCUCCACCUCAUCAUGUUCAACACGAGGGUCAACGGCCCAUUGACGCACGCACUCCACAAACCCAACACAAACCGAAUGAGAUCAUUGGAAACACAACAGAGAAGAUUCAAGUUCAUUGCUGUUUACAGUGCACUGCUUUAAACACUAUGAGAACUCUUUUUUUAUUUAGCGUUUAUAUGAGGAAUCCUUCCAAAACAUGAACUGAAUGUUAUUAUUAUUACCCCGGAUAUAUUAAGACGGAUUCGUCAAUAACAACAUUUCCCAACAAACUCCACCAAUAUGAUCCGAUUUUCCAAAACAGGUUAUUCCCAAAGCUGAAGGUGGGCAGUACGGUUGCUUUAAAGAAUACACUGAGCUGUUAUUGCUGUUUUUAGACAGAAGACCAGCACUGAGAGAUACUGGACUGGAUUUCCUGAAAGUGUUUUUGCUGAAAUCUGUAACUGUAUUUCUUAUUCUGUGGAGGAAGUUUCCAGAUCUUACAGGAAUGUUCAAAAUGUGAGUUAAUUUAAUGCUGCUUCACAGAGAUUUUAUUCUUUACGCUCAAUGUACUUUUAAGUUCAUCUAUAUUGUGUAUUUUAUAGAAACGAAGGGAUCUUCUGCUGCAAUAAUGAAGGGAUGCGUAGUACAUCAUGAAUGUUUUUCAAAAAACUUUAUUCUUUGUCGUGUCGGCUACGUUUAUGUCAGAAAACAGACGCUUUUGUCCAAAGUGACGUAAGGUACAAUCAAGCUAUACAUUUUAUCAUUAUAUGUGCAAUUCUGGGGUACUGAACCCAUGACCUUGGCGUUGCUAGCGCCAUGCUUUACCAGCUGUAUUAAUCUAUCACUGUUUUAAUUGUAAUAAAUAUGAUCGCUGUA
This is a messenger RNA of Misgurnus anguillicaudatus (oriental weatherfish), 1678 nucleotides long. It is a transcript of the gene fgf2, whose product is annotated as fibroblast growth factor 2. NCBI's taxonomy places the organism in Eukaryota, Metazoa, Chordata, Actinopteri, Cypriniformes, Cobitidae. Gene Ontology annotation, molecular function: growth factor activity. The record is from RefSeq and is a predicted model, not a curated record.